AAACCCCGACUCCACGUUCUCUCCUCAAUCCCCUUCCUCUCCCGGGCGCGAGUGCUGUAGAUCUGACUCGUCAGCCGCCGUGCCGAAACCUCCGCCGCGCCGCCGUUUCCCCCGCCGCCGUCGCCGUCCCUGGUUCAACCUCGCCCCCGCCCCUGCCGUCUCGACCCCGCCGCGCAAAUUUGCCUCCCGAGGUUGUGAUCAUCUAGAAUUCUAGAUCCGCCCCCCCUUUACUGCGCCCUUGGGCAACGGUUUCGUCGUCGACGCCGCGGGGGCUCUUUACUUUGGAGUUUGCGGAGAAAACCACCCGGAUAAUCUUCUCCUGCUCCCGCUGCCGUCACCAUGAAGACUCAUGAGCGUGCUGCUAACUUGGCUCUUGCUGGUUUGAGCUUGGCGCCGCUUGUGAUCAACGUGAACCCGAAUCUGAAUGUGAUACUGACGGCAUGUCUUACCGUCUAUGUGGGUUGUUACCGUUCUGUCAAGGCAGCUCCGCCCUCUGAGACAAUGUCCAAAGAGCACGCCAUGCGGUUCCCUUUGGUCGGCAGCGCCAUGCUUUUGUCGCUGUUCCUUCUGUUCAAGUUCCUCUCCAAGGACUUGGUCAAUACCGUUCUCACUGCCUACUUCUUCAUUCUUGGCAUUGCCGCGCUCUGCGCAACGUUACUUCCUUCCAUUAAACGUUUUCUUCCGCAAGGAUGGAAUGAUAAUGAAAUCGUUUGGCGUGCUCCAUAUUUCCACUCGCUCUCGGUGGAGUUUACCAAGUCUCAAGUUGUUGCUUCAAUCCCAGGAUUUUUCUUUUGUGUAUGGUAUGCCAUGAAGAAGCAUUGGCUAGCAAACAACGUUUUGGGAAUUGCUUUCUGUAUUCAGGGAAUUGAGAUGCUAUCACUAGGAUCAUUCAAAACCGGUGGUAUUCUCUUGGCUGGACUUUUUGUGUACGACAUUUUCUGGGUGUUCUUCACUCCAGUUAUGGUCAGUGUUGCUAAAUCAUUUGAUGCUCCAAUAAAGCUUCUGUUUCCAACUGCGGAUGCUGCACGCCCAUUCUCGAUGCUUGGACUUGGUGACAUUGUCAUACCUGGUAUAUUUGUCGCACUUGCCCUGCGUUUUGAUGUCUCGAGAGGGAUUAAGAACCGUUACUUCAAUAGUGCAUUUUUGGGAUAUACUGCUGGUUUGACAGUAACCAUAGUUGUGAUGAACUGGUUUCAAGCUGCACAGCCUGCUCUGUUAUACAUCGUUCCAGGCGUGACUGGUUUUGUCGCUGUUCACUCUUUGUGGAAUGGAGAAGUAAAGCCACUACUGGAGUUCACAGAGUCCCAGCCUGAAGAGCAGGAAGCUGGCGAGGAAGAAGAUGAAGAACCCAAUCAGAGCAAAAAGGUGGACUAACCCUGUAGCUGCGCUCAGGUCCUUUUAGGAGAAGAGGAAACAAGGCAGGAAUUUCAGGCAAAGUCGGCAGCUAAAUAGGCUGGAUGACCUUCCGAACACCGGUUUCCUUGAGAACUGAGAAACAACUCACAUUAUAGAACAACCCUUUUUUUGUUUCGAAAAUUAUUACAAUUUGGUAUGGUGCGCGUAGUAGAUCGAAGAGGGAAAAGGGAUACAUAUGCUAAGAGACUUGCAACAGAAUUCAGUUCAGUUCAGUGACAUGACUUUACCAUCUGCCACCCAACCUUUUUGUUUUCAGAUUUCGCUCACCAUUACUGUACUGUGAUUCUGUGAACGCACACAUGCUGUAUUCCGUGAUCUAUUUUACCUGGAACCCUUAAUUAGCAUGACAAGAUGUUAUGCAUGCUGAG
This is a messenger RNA of Brachypodium distachyon (stiff brome), 1784 nucleotides long. RefSeq names its product signal peptide peptidase 2. The coding region runs from base 340 to 1374 and encodes 344 amino acids. Gene Ontology annotation, molecular function: aspartic endopeptidase activity, intramembrane cleaving. Lineage: Eukaryota; Viridiplantae; Streptophyta; Magnoliopsida; Poales; Poaceae. The record is from RefSeq and is a predicted model, not a curated record. Gene Ontology annotation, cellular component: cytoplasmic side of endoplasmic reticulum membrane; lumenal side of endoplasmic reticulum membrane; membrane. Gene Ontology annotation, biological process: membrane protein proteolysis. The transcript has 11 exons.